AUGAAGCGCAAGUUCCCGCUCAAUCUCGCGCCCAUUGUGAGCUCUCUCGCGCCUGCUGCUCCGCUGCGCCCCGAGCUGACCAUGGCCGCCCAGAAGGUGCCCUCCAAGCAGGAAACCAGGGCGCUCAAGGAGUCGCUGGCCACGCGCGACAUCUCCACGCCCUCGUCGCCCUACGUCAACCGCCGCAUUCUUUCGUCCGCGCUCGAGUCCGAGUUGCGUGCUGCCUGCGAGGCCGUCCUCAACGAAGAUGGCAACUCGUACGGCGCCGCUGCCGCCCUGCAGGCCCAGGAGUCCAAGAUGGCCAGUGAUUUCCACGCCCUCCAGCAAUCAAUGAAGGCUAUGGAGCAGGCCCAGCAGCAGACCGGACACCGCCGCACCGGAAGCCACCCGCCCCCCAAUCCCUUGCCGCGCCGCGACCACCAGGCCCAGGAGACGACUGCUCGAUUGCCGCCCAAUGCUUUCUCGUAUAAACCGGAUUCCGCCCUGCAAGACCUGUUUCCUGGCCAAAGUUCCAACCCUGUCCAAGCAAACACGGGCCGUAGGAGAGAGAUCCACGGGACUGCCCACGAAAAAUCCUCGCGUAGCGUCUCUGGCAGACAUCGGGAGCAGCAGCAGCAGCAACAGGACCACAGCGCGGGCCGGCAUGCGGCAUACGAACGGCCGAGCACUGCCCCCAUUGGUCGGGGACUGGAUUCUCCCGACACCAACUAUUCAACACCCAUGAGUGCUUCCACGAUGGACCACCACCGUAACUAUGCCUCCACUGCCAUGACGUCGACCGAGCCGUCACGGGCAUCCAAGCGCAACUCGAACCAUAUAUUUAGCGACGAAGAGGCCGCAUCGCGCGCUGAUGCCGCUGCAUCGUCUUGGAUGAGGCAAGAGUACGAGCGCCGAAAAGAGAGCGGAGGGGAUCGUCGUCCGUCAUCGAGAGCGAGUAGGGCGGGAAGUGUGACUAGGAGCAUCAAGUCGGAGAUCAAGGAGUAUUUCCGCCCUGGUUCAUCAGGGAUAAGCAGAGCAACGUCAAGGGAAUCUCUUCGCAGCCGGGAAUCAGACGCAACUGCUGCACACGCACCCGUGGCGCAUGGGUGGCGCAGUUGGGGCUUGCAACGACGGCCUAGCGACCAAAGCCUCAACAGCCGAUCGUCCAGCGUCAGGGGUCGCGGUGACGCUAGGAACAAGGAGGGCAAGAAGGAGUUAAACCUCAACCGCGAGCUGCCUCCUUUGCCAAGCCUGGACCAGUGGAAGGAGCCGAAGGAAGAGGAGGAUGCGCCGGCGCAUUUCGUCCCCGUGCACAAGCCGACCAGCCCGACGCACAUUGCGAAUCUGAUGCAGACGCCUCCGAAGGUGCGGCCGCGGAGAGAACACAUCGCUCACCAACACUCAGUUGAGAGAAGGCAGAGACGGCAAGAAGAUGGCCCACGAAAGCCUUCAGUGCAGACGCAGGCGCGACCGGGCAUUCGAGCCGUCAGCUCUGAUCCUGAAGUCCCCAUGCACUUCCGCCCCCGGACGGAUGAAUCACUCGCACGAGACCUUGCCCAGUCCCACGAGCUCAUGUCAAUAAGCCACGGGUCCAGCAAUGAGGCAAUCAACAGGAGCAGCCCGUCGCUGGUCGACAGCGGACACAGCCCGGAUGAACAUUGCCAGAGCCGCAAGCCGAGCAUGAAGAUCAGCAUAGACCAUUUCGGGGGGGAGCCACCAAACUUCAGCAAGAAGAUCCGGUCGGAGCAGGGUGGGCAGCAACACGGGAAAGAACAACGGUACAAGUACAAGGCGGAGAUCAAAGCGAACAACACGCUGGCGAACGGGUCGCCGGGCAACGUGAAGGGGCUGAAGAGGAUGUUCAGCCAUUUCGGGCUGGGCGGGAAGCGGGAGAAGAAGGAGACGUGGAUGGACAAAUUCGAGAAGGACGGCGUCAAGGGCGGGGUUCUGGUUCACGAUGAAGCAGCAGGCGCACCGGUGGUGCGUUACUGA
Messenger RNA from Diplodia corticola, 1971 nucleotides. Its product is annotated as putative serine threonine-protein kinase dyrk2 isoform x1. The transcript has a single exon. The record is from RefSeq and is a predicted model, not a curated record. The coding region runs from base 1 to 1971 and encodes 656 amino acids. NCBI's taxonomy places the organism in Eukaryota, Fungi, Ascomycota, Dothideomycetes, Botryosphaeriales, Botryosphaeriaceae.